Messenger RNA from Callithrix jacchus (white-tufted-ear marmoset), 1948 nucleotides. RefSeq names its product chromosome 19 C1orf53 homolog (gene C19H1orf53). The record is from RefSeq and is a predicted model, not a curated record. NCBI's taxonomy places the organism in Eukaryota, Metazoa, Chordata, Mammalia, Primates, Cebidae.
GGUCUAGUCUAUUUCAUUCCUGUAAAAUGCCGUCCCUACCCUUUGAAUCCACAUCAUGGCCUAUUAGUGGAUCCUGAUCCUCAAUUUUAAAGACAAUGCAAUAAAUCAAUUCCAGGUUUUUCUUGGUAGGAGGACCUGACUUAUGGUGAAUGUGAGAAAUAUCACAGUUGUUCAUUUUUGGUGAUCUCGAGUUUGGUUCCACUCUUCCACAGCUUUCUCUAGAGUCCUUCCUUCACUUUCCAGAUGUUAAACUCUCCUCAGAUUACUGACCAGUCUCCAAAUCCUAAUUUUUUAUUCCAAAACAAAGAAAGUCAAUUUGCAAAACAGAAUUUCAACUUAUUAACUCGCUGAGAUUUGCACUGAACCAAGAGGGUUGUUUCGAUCAGCUCCUACUAAGAUUUAAGACAAUGAACAUCUGACUACAGGGUUGCAUGGUAAACACAGAAACCAAAAAAUGUCUAGUGAUGGCCUAUAGUGGCUUAGCAUCUUUCUCCUGCACAACUGAAGAAUCUACUUUCUUUUGUUCUCAAAGAUCAAUUCCUGGCCUCAGUUCUUCUAUACUGAGGGGCACUAACAAAAUUGGUACCCUCCUUUACGUGAAACCCAGACUGGGGGUAGCAAGAGGAGGUGGUGUUAAUUUAAUCUUAACACCUGAGAUUACCUCCUGGGCUUGCGAUAAUUUUCUCCAAUUCUGUGACAGCAUCAAGAUAACUUUCAUCCAUCAGAAAGGAAAUACAGUUUUAGUUUGGAUUUUGUAAAUAUUCAGUAACAUGAACACAACACCUUCUCUUACUCAGUGUGGCCUUAUUCUAGGGUGGGCGAAAGAAUCAAGCCAUGAAGGCUCCGCUUCCACCUUUAUUCCUAUCACGUAUUACCUGGAAACACUCAGCUUUUUCUGGAUAGGCCCAAGGUGGUUAUUAACAAACCUCGGGUCUUCUGAUCACUUCCUGGGAUCUUAACCGUUGUGCAGAUUAUACUGAAUGAUCCCAAGUCCAGUUUGACAUGAGAAAAAAUGUCCACCUUUCAGCCUUUGGGGGUGGAUUAAAAAAAAAAAAAAAAAGCUUAGAAUUAGAAUUUAAGUCCAAAGAUGGGAAACAGCAGGCUCUUCCCCGUCCCGGAAGCUCAUUAGAACCUCGUUAUGCGCCUUAAAAGCCGGUUUUAUUUCCGCAGCGGGCCCGGUGGCGAAGGCAGAAGGCUCAGUUCGUGGGCCUCCACCAGCUGUCCCAGCAGCGCGACCUGACUCCACGCAGCGGCGGCCACUCGCGGCCCGAGACCGGCUCGCGGCGCCCAGCCCCGCGUCGGUCGCCCAUCGGGGCCCCAGCGCCGGGUGCUCCGCCUCCCAAGGCAGGCGGCCGCCAUGGCGGGCAGGCAGAUCAGGGCGCUGGCGGGUCCCGCGCUGCGGGGGCAACCUCUCGCCGCCCCACCGCCAGCACCUCUCUGGGUCCCCGCUGGGUUCCAACAGCAGCUCAGCCUAACCCUUCGCUCUGCUAACGAGGGAAACCGCGGCGGCUCUGUGCCCGACACGCCGGGUAGGCCGGACAAGGCGGCGAGGCCUUCGGAGAGCAAAGAGUUAACCGCAGCGGAGCGGCGAAUCGCAGAGCUGCACGCGGCCGCCUGCGCGGCUGGCCAGCUAAACUAUGUGGAUCCAGCUACUGGCUAUUUGGUGCUUACACAGAUUGCCCACUUGCAAAGAGGUGAAUGUUGUGGCUCUGCUUGCAGACAUUGUCCAUAUGGUCAAGUCAAUGUUAAAGAUCCAUCUAAAAAGAAGCAGUUCAAUUCAUAUUUUUAUAUUUGACAACAAUUUCAUCUCUGUUCUCAACAGUACUUGUAUUUUUUUAAAAAAAAUAAAGCCCUAGUUCAGAGUUGCUAUGUUAUUAGUACUUGAACACUAGUGUAUUCCUAAUUACACAUAUUAAAAGAACAUCAAUAAAAUGAAAAAGCUAACAAA